Messenger RNA from Scomber scombrus (Atlantic mackerel), 900 nucleotides. RefSeq names its product aquaporin-1-like. Lineage: Eukaryota; Metazoa; Chordata; Actinopteri; Scombriformes; Scombridae. The transcript has 5 exons. Gene Ontology annotation, cellular component: membrane. The coding region runs from base 1 to 900 and encodes 299 amino acids. Gene Ontology annotation, molecular function: carbon dioxide transmembrane transporter activity; ammonium channel activity; glycerol transmembrane transporter activity. The record is from RefSeq and is a predicted model, not a curated record. Gene Ontology annotation, biological process: renal water transport; carbon dioxide transmembrane transport; hyperosmotic response.
AUGUCAGAAAUUAAAAAGUGGGCAUUUUGGAAGGCAGCUCUGGCUGAGUGUCUGGGAAUGAUCAUCUUCAUUUUCAUCGGCCUCUCUGCUGCUAUAGGGGAUCGAAAUAAUUCCUACCCGGACCAGGAGAUAAAAGUGUCUUUUGCUUUUGGCCUGGCCAUUGCCACAUUAGCCCAGAGCAUAGGCCACAUUAGUGGUGCCCAUCUUAAUCCUGCCAUCACCUUGGGCCUCCUGGCCAGCUGCCAGAUGAGUGUCCUCAAAGCCUUUUUCUACAUAAUAGCUCAAGUUUUGGGAGCAGUGGCUGGCAGUGCCAUUGUUUAUGGCAUAAGGCCAAAAUCCACAGAUUCACUGGGUGUUAACAAGCUUAAUGGGAUCAGCCCAAUCCAAGGUUUUGGUGUAGAAUUUCUGCUCACCCUCCAACUUGUCCUGUGUGUAAUCUCAGUCACUGACAAAAGACGUGACAUCAGUGGAUUUGCACCUCUGGCAAUUGGACUGUCUGUAGGGGUUGGACACCUUGCUGGUAUCAGCUACACAGGAUGUGGUAUGAACCCGGCUCGAUCCUUAGGGCCAGCAAUCGUACAGAAGUCUUUUGAUGAUCAUUGGGUGUACUGGGUAGGACCACUGAGUGCCGGUGUAGUGGCGGCUCUUUUAUAUAACCAACUACUGGCACCAAGAGAUGAGCCCUUGAGUGAAAAAACAAGAGUUCUGUUCAGUUGUGGCUCAUCACUGCAAGCUGAAAUUCGGGAACCCCUUCUGACUGAUGUUGAUGGAGAAUGGCCAAAGAAGCCAGUUUCAAUACAUAAUGAGGUUUUAGUGGAGAUGGUUGCUCAAGAGGUGAAGGUCUCGCUGGCCUUUGCACUGUUCACUGCCACACUGGCUCAGAGCUUGGAGCACACCUGA